This is a messenger RNA of Penicillium paradoxum, 2007 nucleotides long. Its product is annotated as putative Ste20-like serine/threonine protein kinase. The transcript is spliced from 4 exons. Gene Ontology annotation, molecular function: ATP binding; protein kinase activity. The coding region runs from base 1 to 2007 and encodes 668 amino acids. Lineage: Eukaryota; Fungi; Ascomycota; Eurotiomycetes; Eurotiales; Aspergillaceae. Gene Ontology annotation, biological process: protein phosphorylation. The record is from RefSeq and is a predicted model, not a curated record.
AUGCCGGGUCCAAUUGAUCCGGAAACCAUCUACACCAAGCAGACAUGCAUCGGUGGUGGAAGUUUCGGCAAGGUGUUCAAGGGUGUGGAUAGACGCACUGGAGAAUCAGUGGCAAUCAAAAUCAUCGAUGUCGAGAACGCCGAGGAUGAUGUCGAUGAUAUCAUCAAGGAGAUUGCUAUCUUGUCGGAGCUGAAGUCGCCGUAUGUCACCAAGUACCAUGGCUCAUACUUGAAGGGAUCCAAUUUGUGGAUCAUUAUGGAGUUCUGCUCUGGUGGCAGUUGUCACGGUCUUCUGCGGCCGGGUCCAAUUCAUGAGGAGUACAUUGCCAUCAUUCUGAGGGAAUUAUUGCGCGGGCUGGACUAUCUGCAUAGCGACCAAAAGUUGCACCGAGACAUUAAAGCUGCAAAUGUUCUUCUCAGCGCAAAUGGCCAAGUCAAAUUGGCGGACUUUGGCGUGUCCGGACAACUGUCGGCGACAAUGACGAAGAAAAACACAUUUGUGGGUACGCCGUUCUGGAUGGCCCCCGAGGUGAUCAGGCAAUCUGGGUAUGAUUACAAGGCCGAUAUUUGGUCAUUGGGUAUCACCGCAAUUGAGCUGGCAAUGGGCGAUCCUCCGUAUGCCGAUAUUCACCCGAUGAAAGUGCUGUUCUUGAUCCCUAAGAACCCACCCCCUACAUUGGCGGGCGAGUUCAGUAAGCCUUUCAAACAGUUUGUGGAACUGUGCUUGCGUCGGGACCCCAAGGAACGGCCAUCAGCCAAGGAGCUACUUGAGCAUCCAUUUGUGAAGCGUGCCAAAAGAACAACCUACCUCACAGAACUCAUUGAACGUGCGGAGCGUUGGCAGAUAACUCAUCGGGGCCAAGAUGACGAGGAUGGAGAAGAUGAAUAUGAUGAUAGAGAACCCAAUCAAACCGCGAACGAACGAAUCCAGGAAAGGGAAGACCUUUGGGACUUUGGUACCGUUCGCCCUGUGGGAAAAGCAUCUGCAAUCCCUUCGCGGCCAAUGAAAGGCCCCAGCACAACCCCAACCCCUAACGAGACAGAGGAGUGGGAUUUGUGUGAUGCGACAGCCCGAAACCCUGGAGCGUCACAACCCCAAUCACAAGCUCACACAACCUCAGCAAACCCAGCUACAAAUAAUUCUCCUACCAAAACCCCUCUUCCUCCUUCUGCACCAUCUUCCCCUCUCAAGCAGCGUCCCUCUCAAACCCCUCUUCCUCCACGCAAAGUUGUAUCUCCAGUCCCUAGUAGACCCGUGGCAGACAACCCACCCGCGAGAGGAUUGAAUGAACAAUACACACAGGCAGCGACGCAAUACGCUGGAGCCCCUGUUGCUGCUUCUUCGCCCAAGCCUAGCUCCAACCUGGGCUCUCCUAGGCAACCUUCAAAUACACCUCUUUACGAUCAAUACGAUCACUACCGCACCCCAUCUGGUCAAAUUGUGCGCAAGACAACUCCUCUUUCUCGCAACGUCCCCGAUCCUCCGGGACAUCAUCAGUCCCCGCGUAUCCCGCAAGCAGCCCUUCCGCGCCAGAUAGAGCCAUUGCAACAGGCCAAGCCAGCAUCCGGCCUGAAGUCCAAGCGUGCAGCAGCAAACAUGGACGAGCGUGCUAUCCUCCACCGCUCAACCCCUCCCACGCCCACCUCUAACGAUUCCAACCAAUUCCCACGCCCUCUUCCUGAGGCUGAGCGGCCAACCGCUUGUGGAUCUGUCAUUCUCCCCGCCCUCCGUGCAGCCAUGGAUCGCCGCCGCAACAACCUCGUCCGGCUCGAACCAGGACGCAGCCCCAACGAUUCUCCCGCCACCCCAGAAGAAGAGAAGGAAUUUGACCGCAGCGUGCGCAUCCACCGUGGUCUGGAAAAGGUCGCCGAAGACAUCGCCCGAGCGUUCAACAACCUCCACCACUGGGACAUGGAAGGCCCUGUCGACAUGGGCGGCGGGGUUGAUGCUGUUCUCGACGCGUUCCUCGAGGAGGUCCUCGUCCGGGUGCGUGCUCCAGACGCGUAA